UGCAAGUGUAAGAAACAUUUGAAGGCAGAAUGCUACGUGGCAGUCUCUCUCAGUAUAAUCUUUUACCUCCACAGUUGCUUGAUUCAGGUCUUGAACCAUGAAUCAGUUGUUUCAAACAAGACAAUUUUGAGAGCCAGUUAGAGACUCAAAAGUGCAAACCACCUUUCUUCAUUGCAGAUACCAGGGAAUCAGGCACGUGGAAACAUGUCUGGAAAACCCAAGCUGCACUACUUCAAUGGACGUGGCCGCAUGGAACCAAUUCGGUGGCUCCUGGCCAUAGCUGGGGAUGAGUUUGAAGAAUCUUUCUUGGAAAAAAAGGAGGAUCUGACAAAGUUACAGAAUGAUGGAUCCCUGCUCUUUCAGCAAGUGCCGAUGGUAGAGAUCGACGGGAUGAAGCUGGUGCAGACCAGAGCCAUUGCCAACUACAUAUCAACGAAGUACAACCUCUAUGGGAAGGACAUGAAGGAGAGAGCCCUAAUCAACAUGUACGUGGAAGGAAUUUUCGAUCUCUAUGAGUUAUUCAUCAUGUAUCUUAUCCAACCAGCAGACAAAAAGGAGGAACAUUUUUCAAAUAUGAUGGACAAGGCUGAAAACAGAUACUUCCCAGCCUUUGAGAUGGUUUUGAAAGAGCAUGGAAAAGACUUUCUGGUUGGCAACCAGCUGAGCAGAGCGGAUGUUCAAUUACUUGAAGUAAUUUUGAUGGCAGAGGAGUACAAACCUGAUAUACUUGCCAAAUUUCCUCUCUUGCAGAUUUUCAAAGCAAGACUAAGCAAUAUCCCCACAAUAAAGAAAUUCCUGCAGCCUGGCAGCCAGAGGAAACCACGAACAACAGAGGAAGAUAUCGCCAGAGCAAUAAAAAUAUUCCGCUCUUGAGCAGCAUUCUAAACCCAUAGAAGCUGUAUUACACUGUAUUUGCUGUUAGUGGCUGAGUGAAAUUAAUGGAAUUAGUGAAAAAAAAAAGGGUUUUGAUUUCUCUUUCCUUAGCUGACUGAUUUUAGCCUACAGCAGACACUUCAAUGUAAAGUUACAUGAAUGUACCCGCCAAGGAAAUACUUCCCUAAAUAGGUAGUAUAUUGGACAACUGCGGAUGCCUUAAUUAACUAAAGAAAAUACCUGAAAUAAAUUGUUACUAUUGAUACUAAAAACUCAUUGAUUUAUUGAUUUCAUUGAUUUCUUGCUGCUACUUCUAUGCCUGAGAUCAGUCUGGUUCUGUUUUUCUGGCAUUCCCAAGAAUUGUUGGAAAAUUAGGAGUGAUUAUCCCAAAGAGUAGGUCUUUGUCACAGUAUAAAUCUGGCUAUAAUAUGAAACCUAAUUUGGCUCUUCUAAUUCAAUCAACAGCUCCCUAGGUGAAGAGUGAUAGGAUAGAUUUGAACUCAGAGCACCCCAACUAAUCCCUUUCAACCAUAAAUGCAGAGACAUUACAGGUCAAAGUACUGGGCUGUGGUAAGACCCAGACCAACCAGCAGCUAAGGCCUGGUAGUUUAGAGCUGCCUGUAUAGGAAACUGUGAACAAUAAAACACCCUGCUUGGUGAGGACCA
This is a messenger RNA of Serinus canaria (Common canary), 1539 nucleotides long. RefSeq names its product glutathione S-transferase-like. Gene Ontology annotation, biological process: xenobiotic metabolic process; glutathione metabolic process. The record is from RefSeq and is a predicted model, not a curated record. Bases 205 to 873 code for a protein of 222 amino acids. Lineage: Eukaryota; Metazoa; Chordata; Aves; Passeriformes; Fringillidae. Gene Ontology annotation, molecular function: glutathione transferase activity. The transcript has 6 exons.